Messenger RNA from Glycine soja, 838 nucleotides. RefSeq lists its product as uncharacterized. The transcript is spliced from 2 exons. NCBI's taxonomy places the organism in Eukaryota, Viridiplantae, Streptophyta, Magnoliopsida, Fabales, Fabaceae. The coding region runs from base 94 to 792 and encodes 232 amino acids. The record is from RefSeq and is a predicted model, not a curated record.
UGCUGGAUCUAUGAGCACUUUCCGAGUGUGCAUCAGUGUGUCACAGAUGAUGUGUACGAGGAGACGUCCCCACGUGCUUCCCGGUGGUUAACGAUGAAGGCACAUAUGAAGGGAAUUACAGGAGCGUCGUACCGGGCACGUUGUGAUGCUUUGACGGUCACAAAUGUGUGUUGGUUGCCUUACAGUGAGCAUCGAGGGGUUAGGGAGUUUAAGCUGAUUUCAUCGUUCCAGGGUCAGCUGAGAUGGGGUCCUAUGGUGGUCACAGUUCAACCGGAGAGGGUGCUACGGCAGUUUGGUUACAUUCAGAGCAUCCCUUCGCCGCCUGUUAGCGCUUCGUUGUCAUAUGAUGAUAUAGAUGACAGGUGGAUGCAUUCCACGGAUCAUGUACUAGUUGUGGGUGAGCUUUGUGUAGUCCCUGGGCAAGUAUCUACGGAUUACAUGGAGCGGUUUUUCCAGAUAUCUCACCCAUUCAUGAUACCAACCCAGGCAGGUGACCAGCCCAGACAUGCACCUGCUCCAGACCAUGAGGAAUACAUGCAGCCGGCCAUCCCACAGGUUCCAGUGGCAUUUGACCCCCCUCGACAUGCAGUGGAUGAUUACGAAGGCUAUGAGGCGAUCACAGAAAGGUUGGAGCGUGUGCUCAACCUUAGGAUGGUCACUGCAGGCACAGAGUUACAUAAUAUUAUGCAAAAUUGUCUCACGAUCCCCAGGGGGGUGCCAGUGCAGAUGGGAGUGUCAGGGCUCGACAGAGACGACGCACAGACCAUUGAUUAUUGUUUUUAUGUUUUGUAGUUCACAUAAUUUUUUGUAUUUGUUACACUUUUUUUAUUUAAUAUAG